Molecule: messenger RNA, 1206 nt
Organism: Vigna radiata var. radiata (mung bean)
Lineage: Eukaryota; Viridiplantae; Streptophyta; Magnoliopsida; Fabales; Fabaceae
Product: biotin carboxyl carrier protein of acetyl-CoA carboxylase, chloroplastic
Exons: 7
Coding region: 40-873 (277 amino acids)
Biological process (GO): fatty acid biosynthetic process
Cellular component (GO): acetyl-CoA carboxylase complex
Molecular function (GO): acetyl-CoA carboxylase activity
Source: RefSeq, a predicted model, not a curated record
AAGGAAAGUCUGGUUUUUGGUUCGUGGGGUGGUUUCAAAAUGGCCUCAUUCUCGGUCCCAUGCCCCAAGUGCCCUUCUACUUCUUUUUCCUCUCUGGGGUUGAAAUCCCAACAGGUUCCCUUUCAAAGUGGGUUCAGCUUCAAGCCUUUUCUAUCAUUCAGUCCUUUGUCUGCUGAAUCUGCAUCAUCUAGAAUUCAGUGUUCUAACAGGAAGCAAUAUUCUGUUCUGAAGGCUGCUAAAGUCGAAAAUUCUAAUUCUAAUUCUGCCCCGGUAGCGGUCAAAGGACCUGAUGUUGCUUCAUCAAAAGAAAAAGAAGUGCCUAAGGGAAAACAGUCUGGUGGCACUAUUGCAGAUGAAGCUUCAGUUACUGCAUUCAUGUCUCAAGUUGCAGACCUUGUAAAACUCGUUGAUUCAAGAGAUAUUGUGGAACUUCAACUUAAGCAAUCAGACUAUGAGCUCAUGAUAAGAAAAAAGGAAGCAGUGCAGCCUCCACCAGUUGCAGCGCCAGUAUCACCACCUCCUAUAUAUGCCGCAUUUCCACCACCACCGGUAGCACCAGCUGCUGCUCCUACUACCUCUCCCCCCCAGAAAGCACUGCCUGCAUUGCCUUCCCCUGCAAAAGCAAGCUCAUCUUCUCACCCACCACUGAAAAGUCCGAUGGCAGGAACUUUCUACAGGAGUCCAGCACCUGGUGAACCUCCAUUUGUCAAGGUGGGUGAUAAAGUGAAGAAAGGGCAGGUUAUUUGCAUUAUUGAGGCUAUGAAACUGAUGAAUGAAAUUGAGGCUGAUCAGUCAGGAACAAUAGCUGAAAUAUUGAUUGAGGAUAGCAAACCAGUCAGUUUAGAAACGCCCCUUUUUGUAAUAGUUCCAUGAGCACUUGAACCUUGCUUCAAAGAUGGUGUGAAAUCUCCAUUGUUGGAUAUCAUGGUAUUGGAUGAAUUAGAUUUUCUGUUCAGAAAUUUCUUCAGUGACAAUGUUUCUCUAUUGAGAAAUCUUUACUACCUUCUUUAUACCCCACCCAUUAUUAAGAUAUUUUAGGCAUAAAAGCUCCAUCAUAUCAGUAUGAAUAUUGGAUAUUCCAUUUUUAGCAGUAUUUAUGUUUUCUUUUUUCUGCUUUCUGAUGACACCCUCUUGUUGUAUGAACCUGCUGGUUGGAUGUUGGGUUAUUCUAGUAAUUUGUUAUACAUUUUCUGUUGGCCACAAAUA